Messenger RNA from Ostreococcus lucimarinus CCE9901, 585 nucleotides. RefSeq lists its product with no specific name. NCBI's taxonomy places the organism in Eukaryota, Viridiplantae, Chlorophyta, Mamiellophyceae, Mamiellales, Bathycoccaceae. The transcript has a single exon. The coding region runs from base 1 to 585 and encodes 194 amino acids. The record is from RefSeq and is a predicted model, not a curated record.
AUGCUCGCCGCCCGCGCGCGCUCGCACCGCACCGCGUCGUGCGCGACCACACACGCGCGCGCGUCGCGCGUCGCGCCCGCGCGCGCGCACCGCGAACGCCGCGCCCGCGCGCGCGCCGUUCCGGAAGGAGGUGACGACGCCGCGACGCCGGACUGGGCAAAAGAUCUCGUCCUCGACGAGCGCGGCGACUUGAUCGACGCGAAGACCGGCGAACCGCUGAACGAAUUCGGCGCCACGCGAUUCGACCUGUACGUCAGAGCGCUGCGAGGGGAGUACGACGCGCCGUAUGACACGAGCGAGCGCGACGACGGCGAAAUCAUGGAGACGAUACAACAAUUCCCGGCAAAGUACACGUAUCAAGUCGUGACGACGACGGAGACGGCGAGCGAGGAGGGAUUUGUCUCUGGAUUGGUCGAAAAGAUCGCGGGGGCGGCCGGGGAGGCGAAGGUGGAGGUGGAGGUGAAGCCGCGCGGAAAAAAGUACUCGUCGAUAUGGUGCACGAUGUUUGUGUUUUCGGCGAAGGAGGUGAGCGACACGAUACGCGAGAUCAAGGAUUACGACGCGCGGAUUAAGAUGUGCUUUUAG